AAGAGAUGAGAUUUCUUGUCACUUUACUUACUCAUAAAAAGCGAACAUUUUCGAUCAUUCAAAAUCUUUCUGUCCUAAACUUGUUGAAAUCCAAAAACAAAAAACAAUAAACAAAUGUUUAUAAAUCUAUAACACCAAGAUAAAGUAGAACUCUUAUUAAUCAUCAAGUGUUGACCACUUCUCCAUCUGGGUUUCAUCUUCAGUUCCCUUUUUGUCAACUCAAGUCCAGCACCAAAGAGAGAGCGAUCUUUUUGUAUUUGCUAUUCACAAAAUUGAGAUUGUUGUUUCUUUCUUUAAGUCUCUUUUGUUUUUAUUACAUUUAAGGAAGUCUCUUGCUUUCGCUUUUAUAGAAUCCCCCUCUCUAAAAGCAUCUUGUUUCUUUCUGAUUUUACCAAGAAAUGAUUGAUCAUCGAAAGGGUUUUGAUUUGACAGAUCUCUAACCAUACACAAAAAAAAAGAUCACAAGUAUUAAAAAUGGGAUCUGGAACUGGGUUUUACUCAGAUCAAGUGUUUGAAUUGGAUCCUAAAUGGGUCGUUGAUCCUCAACAUCUCUUUGUUGGUCCCAAGAUUGGUGAAGGAUCUCAUGCCAAAAUCUAUGAAGGAAAGUAUAAAAACAAAACAGUUGCAAUAAAGAUUAUAAAAAGAGGAGAAUCUCCGGAAGAGAUUGCUAAAAGAGAUAGCAGAUUUGCGAGAGAAGUCUCUAUGUUGUCUAGAGUUCAACACAAGAAUUUGGUCAAGUUCAUUGGAGCUUGCAAAGAACCAAUCAUGGUUAUAGUCACUGAGCUUUUACUCGGUGGUACAUUGCGUAAAUACCUUGUAAGUUUGCGUCCAGGGCGUUUGGAAACACGUAUAGCUGUUGGUUUUGCUCUUGACAUUGCUCGGGCAAUGGAAUGUUUACACUCUCAUGGAAUCAUUCAUCGUGAUCUCAAACCAGAGAACUUGAUCUUGACAGCAGAUUACAAGACUGUUAAGCUAGCGGAUUUCGGUUUAGCUAGAGAAGAAUCACUAACCGAGAUGAUGACUGCAGAAACUGGUACUUAUCGUUGGAUGGCUCCUGAGCUUUAUAGUACGGUCACGUUGAGGCAAGGAGAGAAAAAACACUAUAACCAUAAGGUAGAUGCGUACAGCUUCGCCAUCGUCUUGUGGGAGCUUAUCCACAACAAGUUACCUUUUGAGGGCAUGUCAAAUCUCCAAGCUGCUUACGCUGCUGCAUUCAAGAACGUGAGGCCUAGUGCAGAUGAUUUACCGGAGGAUUUAGCAAUGAUAGUAACAUCUUGCUGGAAAGAAGAUCCAAACGACAGACCAAACUUCACAGAGAUUAUUAAACUACUCCUACGUUACCUCUCCACAAUCUCAGCACCUGAGCUUGUUCCUCCCUCAAUCAAACGCGUUUUCUCGUCGGAAAACACCGUGCUGCCACCUGAAUCGCCGGGAACUUGCUCAUUGAUGGCUGUCAGAGACGGAGAUCAGAUUACUACGGACGCAAACUCGCAGGAGAAAGAAGGUAGAGGAGGCUUCUUCUUCUGCUGCUAAUUUAGAUGAUGAUGGUUAUUGUUUUAUUGGUUAUAAAGGAAAAAAUGAGAGAAAGUGGUUUGAAACAAUGUAAUGAAUGAUAUAACGUAUUAAUUUGGUGAAAGAUUACAGCUUAGAUUUGUUCUAA
Eruca vesicaria subsp. sativa (arugula) is the source of this 1660-nucleotide messenger RNA. Lineage: Eukaryota; Viridiplantae; Streptophyta; Magnoliopsida; Brassicales; Brassicaceae. The record is from the annotation of a GenBank genome assembly.